GGCAAAUUGACAGUUGUUAAAAGGAAAGAGAGAAAAUAGAAGCUCACUUUUUGGUCCUAAUGUUAAUAAUUUUCAGUGUGUUGGCCCUUUUUGUAGCUCGUUUGUCGGCUGAUGCGAAUACAAUGCCAAAAGUCACAGCAAUGUACGUAUUUGGCGAUUCAUUGAUUGACAAUGGAAACAACAUUCCUUUCGUCAAUAGCGUAGCGAAAGCCAAGUAUUGGCCUUACGGCAUCGACUACGAAAAGGGGCCCAAUGGAAGAUUCUGCAAUGGGAAGAUACUUGUCGACUACAUUGGUGAAUUAUUGGGACUUCCACUUAUUCCAUCAUAUGCAGAUACUAAUGUGAAUGGCGAGAGCAUCAUGUAUGGAGUAAAUUACGCUUCAGCCGGAUCUGGAAUUCUUGAAGACACCGGAAAUCAUUUUGAAUUGCAAAAAUUGGGCCUCCGAAAGUUCUUUAUUGCAAAGGUUGCCCCUAUUGGUUGCAUACCGAAUAAAUUAGGCCAGAGCAAUGUCCCUCCAGGAGAGUGCGAGUCAAAAUCGAAUAAUUUCGUCCAAAUGUUCAAUUCCCAACUAAAGCCCUUAGUAAAUCAGCUCAAUUCAGAAAACCCUGGCUUGAUCUUCACUCUUGGUGAUUGUUUCGAAAUAUUCUUGAACUUGCGUGCCAAUGCCGAUGCUUAUGGUGAGAAACUAUAAUUUUUUUUGCAACUAUUUGGAAAUCUUGAUGCGAAAAACAUACAUUGUCCAUGGAAAAAUUGUGUUUCAG
Molecule: messenger RNA, 762 nt
Organism: Striga asiatica
Lineage: Eukaryota; Viridiplantae; Streptophyta; Magnoliopsida; Lamiales; Orobanchaceae
Source: the annotation of a GenBank genome assembly